AUGGGGGCUCCGUUCCUCUCGGUCUUCAUUUCAACCUGCAGCUGGAACCUGACCGGACCCCGAGGCUCCCUGGCGUCUCCGCUGGCCAGCACCCUCCCCUACGAAGGCAGCUGGCUGGACUGCGCCUACAGCAUCUCGGUCUACCCUGGUUACGGCGUGGAGAUCCGGGUGCAAAACAUCAGCCUUGCGGUGGGCGAGACAAUCACCGUGGAGACCCUCGGAGGCCUGGAGCCCCUCCCGCUGGCCAACGAGUCCUUCCUGGUGCGUGGUCAAGUGGUCCGUGGCCCCACCAACCAGGUGCUGGUGAGGUUCCAGAGCCCUUCUCCAGCCAACCCAGGGACCUUCCACUUCCACUUCGAAG
Thamnophis sirtalis is the source of this 361-nucleotide messenger RNA. The record is from RefSeq and is a predicted model, not a curated record. NCBI's taxonomy places the organism in Eukaryota, Metazoa, Chordata, Lepidosauria, Squamata, Natricidae.